AAAAAUGUGUGCUAAAUUGAGGGGUUCCUCUCUCUCUGCCCCCUAUAGGGUUUUUGUAUUAAAACAGUCCAAAUUUAGUCAAGCAACUUCAGCUUUCUAUGUUUUUUUGUUCUUCCUCUUUGUUGGAUUUGCGUUUACAACAUAAUUCAAGUAUAUCCAAAACCAUAGUAAAAACAGAAAGAAAAUGCAACGAAACCCAAACCAAAACGAUUUGAUUCACCAAUUCAAACAUGGGUAUUGGAAGAACUUGGUUUCUGAUUGUGGGUUUCGCAUAUCUGUAGCUGGGAUUCUCGGAAUUGCCGGUUUUGUUUUGGCUUUAAUAAAAGACGGUAAAUUGGGCAAAUUAAGCGGCUUUAAUUGGUUGAGUAAGAUUCAAGAUUCUCCUCGGAGUUUGCGCUUGGUGCCCGGGUUGCAAAAUCUCGGCAACAAUUGUUUUCUCAACGUGAUUUUACAGGCUUUAGCAAGUUGUUCGUGCUUCCAAAUUUUUUUGCAAAAGGCUAUAGAGGAAUGUGAAAGGUCGGCUGAUGAGGAUUUAGUUGAUAGUAUGCCACUUGCAGUUGCUUUAGCUUCGUUAUUCGAAGAAUUAUGUGUAGUUGGUGAAGGAAGAGUAGCGUUGAGUCCUCGGACAGUAAUGCUUGCAAUCGCUCAUUACAUUCCCAGUUUCAAUCUCACUGCCCAGCAGGAUGCAGCCGAGGCUUUUCUUCAUAUCCUGUCCUCUUUAAGAGAAGAAUUUACGGGGUGUUAUGAUCCAAGAAACCCUUCUUUGUUGGAAUUAUGUUCUUCGAGUUGCAGGAUUAUUACACCAAAGAGGGGGGAGGUCUUGAGCAAGCAAGAAAUGUGGCAGCGAGCUUUUGUUGGACCAUUUGAUGGGGUUCUUGGUAGCAUCUUAACUUGUCAAAGUUGUUCAUCUCAGAUUUCACUGAAUUUUGAAGCAUUUCACAGCCUGCCACUUUCUCCGGUGCUUGAUACUGGUGCCACCAUAAUGGUUCGAUGUAGCUUGGAAAAUUGCCUAAAGCAGUUCACUGUUGCCGAACAAGUGGAGAAUUACCACUGCAGCAAUUGUUGGCAUAUUGCUGGAAUCAAGUACUUGUCCUCUAUACGAGGAAAUGAGGCAGACAUUGAGAAACUUAGGAUAUGCACAGAGCAAGAUUCUUGUGACUGCCGAAGAAUUUUUUGUUUCCCUUGGUCAAACAAGUUUUCAUAUACACUGAAGCAGAUAAGCAUUGCUCGUUCUCCGAAGAUUCUGUGCAUUCAUCUAAAGCGGGUUUCUGUUAAUAUUUUUGGCGAACUAGUCAAACUUCAGGGCCAUGUUUCGUUUCCUUUAAUUUUGGACCUUUCCUCAUUCAUGACAAGCGGGGUGGCCUUUAUGACCCGGGAAGAAAUUUUUCAGAGAGGGCAAGUGCACCCACAUUAUGGAAAACCAAGUUUUCAUACCGAAAUUUCUAACAUACAAUACGAUACAACAAGAAAUCUGACUUAUAUGUAUCCUGCAACAAGAGGAGGUUUCUACUCUAGCAAGGGACAAGAUUUACCGUGGCAAUCCGAUUUUAUCGAAGCUGGGGCCUGUUCAAAAGCCCUGCAUACAGACAUAGAGAUGCAACCAGAUGAGCAGGUUAGUAAGAGUUCCCAAGUGGUCCCUCCAAGUCCUUGUUUAUAUCGUCUAGUUUCAGUUGUGGAGCAAAGUCCAAUAUAUUACUUUAAUAUGCACAAUAACUUUGCUCUGUGCUUGCAGAUUCUGUGCAUUCAUCUAAAGCGGGUUUCUGUUAAUAUUUUUGGCGAACUAGUCAAACUUCAGAUUCUGUGCAUUCAUCUAAAGCGGGUUUCUGUUAAUAUUUUUGGCGAACUAGUCAAACUUCAGGGCCAUGUUUCGUUUCCUUUAAUUUUGGACCUUUCCUCAUUCAUGACAAGCGGGGUGGCCUUUAUGACCCGGGAAGAAAUUUUUCAGAGAGGGCAAGUGCACCCACAUUAUGGAAAACCAAGUUUUCAUACCGAAAUUUCUAACAUACAAUACGAUACAACAAGAAAUCUGACUUAUAUGUAUCCUGCAACAAGAGGAGGUUUCUACUCUAGCAAGGGACAAGAUUUACCGUGGCAAUCCGAUUUUAUCGAAGCUGGGGCCUGUUCAAAAGCCCUGCAUACAGACAUAGAGAUGCAACCAGAUGAGCAGGUUAGUAAGAGUUCCCAGGUGGUCCCUCCAAGUCCUUGUUUAUAUCGUCUAGUUUCAGUUGUGGAGCACUAUGGAAGGGCUGGCAGCGGGCAUUACACUGUCUAUAGCAGCGCAAAAGACGGUUCAGAUUCGUUUAAAGAUGAAAUUGAUACCCCAUCGGAGCCCGACCCUGAAUGCUGGUUCUGCAUUUCAGAUUCUGAAGUACAUCGCGUUUCCGAGAAAGAUGUCCUUGCUGCUGAAGCUAGCUUGCUUUUCUACGAGAAGAUAGUACAAGAAUGAAUAGUGUACCUUCUCUGCCUGUUUUUGUUUGUUGUAACUUUUGAUUACUCAGAAAAAGGCAAAUGCUGAUUGAUUUUCAACUCGGAGAUUCCCAAAAGGGGGAAAAAAAAGAAACAGAAAAGGAAAAUAAUGAAUGCACAGGCAAUAACUUUUCGUGGACAGUUGCAUUAUUUUUAACAUUUUCUUGGAAUAAA
Messenger RNA from Morus notabilis, 2640 nucleotides. RefSeq names its product ubiquitin carboxyl-terminal hydrolase 27. Gene Ontology annotation, biological process: protein deubiquitination. Lineage: Eukaryota; Viridiplantae; Streptophyta; Magnoliopsida; Rosales; Moraceae. Gene Ontology annotation, molecular function: cysteine-type endopeptidase activity; cysteine-type deubiquitinase activity. The record is from RefSeq and is a predicted model, not a curated record. Gene Ontology annotation, cellular component: nucleus; cytosol.